GCAGUUGGCUAUCAUUUGUCUUUUUUAACUAUUUUUUCAGUGUCUCCAUCCACAGUUCUUGCCUGCUAAAUCUGUUAAUUUAGAGCUUUCUUGACUACUCAUCCCAUGUAACAGUUGAGGAAAAACUAUCUCAGUUUCCUGGGAUUUUUGUGGGUAAGUGCUGAAACUUCCAAUGCAGACCAGAAAGAUUCAAGGGAUCUUUUGCAGCAAUCAAGCAUCUUACAUGCUGCGUAUUUUCAGAAGAAAACUGUGUCAGCUUUGCUCUAGAAUAAGGUGGCUGAUAAGGAAGCGACCAAAGCCGAAGGUUAUCAUCAGGAGGUUGGGAAGGUUGAACUCGAAAGGUCAGAGGAAAGGAAAUCUUGGCACCAAGAAUUCCAGCAUUCACUUGUAUGGCGACUUGGGUUUUUCCAAUCCUAAAAGGCCAAUAAGAAUUGCAACAUUUAAUGUUGCCAUGUUCUCUCUUGCUCCUGCCAUUUCAGAAGCUGAGGAAGCAGGUCUGUUCAGUUAUGGAGAGGAGGAUUAUAUGGCAUUAAAAAGUCCAUUCCAGUUCAACCUUCACACAAAGUCUCCGAAUUGUUAUCCAAAGAGUAUACUAAAGCAAUCUCCCUUGCAUAAUUCCCACACCAGUCCUGAAAGUCUCUCUAAGCAAAAGAAGGCCUCCAGAUCGAAACUGAAGGUGUCAAUCAACCUUCCUGAUAAUGAGAUUUCAUUGGCACAGAGUAAACUGCUCACCUUCGUGGAUGAUGUAAAAGAGGGCGCAUCGGACACGAUCACCAGCAGAAUCAACAGGAACAAUGUCAUUAUGAGGUCCCCUGUUUGUUUACCUUCCAGUAUGAUUAACUUCUGGAAUGAAGGGGGCUUGAAAAGUGGUAGAAGCAUUGCAGAAGUGCUUAGAGAGGUGGAUGCCGAUAUCCUGGCUCUUCAAGAUGUGAAGGCACAGCAAGAAAAAGGCAUGAAGCCUUUAUCCGAUUUAGCUGCAGCCCUCGGGAUGAAGUAUGUUUUUGCUGAAAGUUGGGCUCCGGACUAUGGAAACGCCAUCCUGUCGAAAUGGCCAAUCAAGAGAUGGACAGUACAAAAGAUAGCUGAUGAUGACGAUUUCAGGAAUGUGCUCAAGGCCACAAUUGAAGUACCCUGGGCAGGAGAAGUGAACUUCUACUGCACCCAACUUGACCAUUUAGAUGAGAAUUGGAGAAUGAAGCAGAUAAAAGCAAUAACUGAAUCAAACAACUCUCCCCACUUAUUACUAGGAGGUUUGAACUCCCUGAAUGGAUCAGAUUACUCAUCAGAGAGAUGGACAGACAUAGUCAAGUACUAUGAGGACAUAGGCAAGCCUAGACCAAGAACUGAAGUAAUGAAGUUGCUGAGGGGAAGAGAAUACACAGAUGCCAAAGACUAUGCCGGCGAAUGUGAACCAGUGGUCAUCAUAGCCAAAGGCCAAAAUGUUCAAGGAACAUGCAAGUAUGGCACGCGUGUGGAUUACAUUUUGGCAUCAUCAAAUUCCCCAUACAACUUUGUUCCUGGAUCAUACUCUGUCAUUUCAUCCAAAGGUACAUCAGAUCACCAUAUUGUUCAGGUUGAUAUGGUGAAAGGAGGCGAGAAAUCUCGGCAAAAUGUCAUCAAAAGACACCGGAAACCUACCAUGAAGAAGAUCAUACGCGUGACAAACUCUACCUGCUCUUCUGGAGGCAUAUGGAAAUUAAAUGCUUGAAAUUGGUUUUCCUUCUCAUUGUCAUUAAGAUAGCUUCAAUGCUCGUAUUGGGUACUUGAACCAAAAUAAAUUGCAUGUAUAUCAAUAUCUAUUCCUGA
Theobroma umbraticum is the source of this 1806-nucleotide messenger RNA. Its product is annotated as DNAse I-like superfamily protein. Gene Ontology annotation, molecular function: catalytic activity. The record is from RefSeq and is a predicted model, not a curated record. Lineage: Eukaryota; Viridiplantae; Streptophyta; Magnoliopsida; Malvales; Malvaceae. Gene Ontology annotation, biological process: GPI anchor biosynthetic process. Gene Ontology annotation, cellular component: endoplasmic reticulum.